Molecule: messenger RNA, 1130 nt
Organism: Anoplophora glabripennis (Asian longhorned beetle)
Lineage: Eukaryota; Metazoa; Arthropoda; Insecta; Coleoptera; Cerambycidae
Product: leucine-rich repeat extensin-like protein 3
Exons: 3
Coding region: 59-1063 (334 amino acids)
Source: RefSeq, a predicted model, not a curated record
CCACAGAGAAAAAUAUAAAUAGAGUUCGGUGCCCACAAAAAUCACACAAUCAUCAAAGAUGAAGUUCCAGAGCAUUGUUCUUGUGGCUUUAGUAGCAAUCGUGGCAGUACAGGCGGUGCCUUACUUUGGACCUGAACACCAUCAAAGGAUUGAUCGCAGACGUGAACAUCACAACCACCAUGAUUCGUGGAGGCACGCUCCAGAAGAUCACCAUGCGAGGAUAGUGCCAUAUGUAGAGGAAGACCCAUCUUCACCCCCACCACCUCCUAGUGAUGAACCGUCCCAACCAAGUGACGGACCAUCCCCACCACCACCUCCUAGUGACGAACCUAUAGUAAAAGAAGAUCCAUCUUCACCCCCACCACCUCCUAGUGAUGAACCGUCCCCACCAAGUGACGGAUCAUCCCCACCACCACCACCAAGUGACGAACCCAUCGUUAGAGAGGAUCCAUCUUCACCGCCACCACCACCAAGUGACGAACCAAUCGUUAAAGAAGAUCCAUCUUCUCCUCCACCUCCACCAAGUGAUGGACCGUCACCACCACCGCCAAGUGACGAACCUAUCGUUAGAGAGGAUCCAUCUUCUCCCCCACCACCACCAAGUGACGAACCUAUCGUUAGAGAGGAUCCAUCUUCACCGCCACCACCACCAAGCGGCGAGCCAUCCCCGCCAAGUGACGAACCAAUCGUUAAAGAAGAACCAUCUUCUCCACCACCUCCACCAAGUGAUGGACCGUCACCACCACCGCCAAGUGACGAACCUAUCGUUAAAGAUCCAUCUUCUCCCCCACCACCACCAAGCGGCGAACCAUCUCCACCAAGUGACGAACCUAUCGUUAGAGAGGAUCCAUCUUCACCGCCACCACCACCAAGCGGCGAGCCAUCCCCGCCAAGUGACGAACCAAUCGUUAAAGAAGAUCCAUCUUCUCCCCCACCACCACCAAGCGGCGAGCCAUCCCCACCUAGUGACGGACCAUCCCCACCACCACCAACUGAUGAGCCUGUAUUAGCUCCAGAAAGUCAUGCCUGGUUUAAAUCUGUAAAAGGUUUCUUCCAUCUGUAAUUAGUGUAAUGUUAAUGUAUAAUGGAUAUUUUUAUAGAUACAUAAUAUAUUUUAUUAUGAGCCCACA